AUGGCCUUCAAGAACGGGCUGAGUGAACGCCUCGACGAGCUGCGCUUCCCGUCUCCUCGAUCCCCGCCCUCGGAGUCGACCUUCCCCGGCUAUACCGCGCUCUCCCCGGGCCAUUCGAAUAUUGUGUCGCCUUUCUCGCAAUCAUCGGGCGAUGUGCGUGCCAAUUUGCAGCGCCGCUUCACCACGGACUCGAGUAAAUUCUCCUCGCCAUGGAAUUCACUGAACCAGGGAGCGCCUCAGAUGCCGGAUCCACUGGACCUGUUGUCUUCGUUCGAAAAGAAGCGUCAGCACAUCGAGUACAUGCGCGAGCAGAAGCGGCGCUUUGAAGAAGACAUGAAACUGCUGGACAUACAGCACGAGAAAGAGAAGCAGGAGAUGGACCAGCUGGCCCGAGACCUCGCCAAGGCUGGUGUGUCUGGGCCCGUCAGCGAGCCCACCACUCCGCCGGAGUAUCGCGAGAGUGCCGUGUCCAGUGCCUUUUCGCGACCCUCCCGCUUCUCGACAUCCAGCGUUACCUCGUCUCCGGGCUUCUUCAGUGCCUUUGCUUCGUCUCAACUGACAUCGCCCCAAGCGUCUUCCCACACCACUAACCACUCGGUGGAUCGGUUUGCAGGUCACUCACUCCCUGGCUCGCGACGCAACUCAGAGAAGGAGGACUUUGUCCCGGAAACGGUUGCGAGCUUCCGUCCAGGACCUUCCAUCCACCGCUACUCACUGCCAUCCAACAACUACAAUAACCAGCUGCGCCAUAAUCCGCCUGGUUUUAACAUGGGCUCUGCUGCGGACUCGUUCGCUGCGACCAAGUACCUCUUUCAUAAUGACGACGACAAGUCCCCUUUGAAGGACGAGGAUCGCAUGCCCACCCCGGACAUCAAGAGCUACAUCAAGUUGACAGAGCCGGAUGACAAGUUCCCCACUCUUUUGCGUCGUGGUGGUUCGAACCUGCUUUCUGCGAACCCGGAUGCUUUGGAUCUGGCCAACUCUCGUACCCCGGGGCCCGACACGUACAACUCCCACAAUCGACACCGGCUCACCCAUCAGAGUAUGCCGCAGAAUGUGCCGGGCAUUAUGCGUGUGGAUCAGCUGGGCAGCCCGACUGCAGAAGACCAUGGCAAUGCGCACACCUCUCGUCACGCCUCUCGCCACUCUCUGGAGGGAAGCCUGGUGUACAACAAUGAUCGUGGAAAAGACGCCAUGACCCCUGUGCCCUCUACCCGCCCCACCUCGCUGCAAUCUUCUUACUCAACCAACGACCUUCCUACGGUGAAGGGUAGUGGCUUCAGCAACAACGCGAUUACUCCUCCCAAGACCCACGCUGAGCACAUCCACCAACACAAUGCCAGCAUGGGACGCAUUCCUGCAGGCGCUGUCAACAGUCGCCAGCAGAAGGAGUCGCCCGAGGCCGACGAGUCCGCUCUUCAGAGCCCCAACUCACCGCAAUCCAUUCUUCAGGCGAGUGCCGCACCAUUCGGGCCCCAGUUGACCUCAGCUGCUUCCAACGGCAGCCUGACUGGUUCUGUUGGCCCAUCUGGCCUGACCCCGUUCCAAGCCCCCAUCUACGGCUACGGAAUUCCAUAUGUCGGACCUCCUGGUCAACUGAACAACCAGAUUCCGGGCUUCCCAACCGCGGGUGCUUACGGUGGAUAUCCCAACUAUAACGGUGGCUAUCGUUUCACUGAUGGUGUGGGUCGUGGUGCUGCUCCCCAGCGUCGCCAGGGCGAGAGCGAUUCCACGCAACUGACCCGCUUCACCAACUACCCCCUGGAGCAUUACAAGGGCGAACUGUACACCCUGUGCAAGGACCAGCACGGGUGCCGGUAUCUGCAGCGCAAACUGGAGGAGCGCACCCCGGAGCAUGUGCAACUAAUCUUCAGCGAAACUUACAUGCACGUCAUCGAGCUUAUGACAGAUCCAUUUGGUAACUACCUGUGCCAGAAGCUCCUUGAGUACUCCAAUGACGAACAGCGCACGGCUCUUAUUGAUCAUGCUGCUCCCCAGCUGGUCAAGAUUGCUCUCAACCAGCAUGGAACUCGGGCUCUGCAGAAGAUGAUCGAAUUCAUCUCGACUGCGGAGCAGAUCCAGACCGUUAUCCGCGCGCUCGAGCACCAUGUUGUAGAGCUAGUCCAGGACCUGAAUGGCAAUCACGUCAUCCAGAAGUGCCUCAAUCGUCUGUCGCCGGAGGAUGCUGAUUUCAUCUACCAGGCCGUGGGCGCCAACUGCGUCGUCGUGGGCACUCAUCGCCACGGAUGCUGUGUUCUUCAGCGCUGCAUUGAUCAUGCUUCGGGUGCUCAGAAGGCUCAUCUCAUUGCGCAAAUCACGGCGAACUCCUUUGCCCUGGUCCAGGAUCCGUUUGGCAACUAUGUCGUGCAGUACAUCUUGGAUCUUGCCGAGCCUCAUUUCACCAACCCGCUUUGCCAGACGUUCGGAGGCAACAUUUCUUCGUUGUCCAAGCAGAAGUUCAGCUCGAAUGUGAUCGAGAAAUGCCUGCGGACUGCUGAUCCUCAUAUUCGCCGCGAGAUGAUCGAUGAGAUGCUGUCUGGCAAUGAGCUGGAGAAGAUGCUGCGCGAUUCCUUUGCCAACUACGUCGUGCAGACCGCCAUGGACUUUGCGGAUCCGGACACUCGCAACCGAAUCGUGGAAUCCGUCCGCCCGAUCCUCCCUUCGAUCCGCCAGACCCCGCACGGGCGUCGCAUCGCCGGCAAGAUGAUGGCCUCGGAGAACUCCGGCAGGGGAAGUGCCACGACCAGUGGCCAGGCCACGCCGAACGAGGUCAAUUCCACGCAGAUUUCAGGAUCGAUGCUCCAGAAGAACUUUGUGUACCAACAGCCAGGCAUUCCAGCCUCCAACGUUCCGAAUGCAUUCGGCCAGAACUUUAUCCCCGCUUCCUCGACCAGUUCCGCCUCCAACACGCCGUCCGGUGGAAACAGCGAGACCUCGUCGAUCUUCAGCCCGUCCGCCCCGCAGCCGACCACCAACCUUGGAACGCAGAGCCAGCUCUAUGCCUAUUUUUGA
Molecule: messenger RNA, 3012 nt
Organism: Penicillium riverlandense
Lineage: Eukaryota; Fungi; Ascomycota; Eurotiomycetes; Eurotiales; Aspergillaceae
Exons: 4
Coding region: 1-3012 (1003 amino acids)
Biological process (GO): post-transcriptional regulation of gene expression
Cellular component (GO): cytoplasm
Molecular function (GO): mRNA binding
Source: RefSeq, a predicted model, not a curated record